Vicia villosa (hairy vetch) is the source of this 1060-nucleotide messenger RNA. Its product is annotated as DEAD-box ATP-dependent RNA helicase 28-like. Bases 7 to 333 code for a protein of 108 amino acids. The transcript has 4 exons. Lineage: Eukaryota; Viridiplantae; Streptophyta; Magnoliopsida; Fabales; Fabaceae. The record is from RefSeq and is a predicted model, not a curated record.
GUAUCCAUGGAUAAGGAAAAUGGUUCUUCUCAGAAAGCUGAAGACUUAAAAUUGAAGGAAAAGCGGAAACGAGAGCGAGAGAAAAAUAUGCCUAGAAAGAAACUUAGAAAAUUGGAAGCAGCUAGGGAGAUGUUGGAAAAGCCUCAGCAGAAAUCUAUUAAAUCUCGAAAGAAUUCCUUUUCAAGGACAGAAGAGAUGUGGGAACUAUUCCAGACUGACAUGAAGGAUAAAAAGUCGAAACAGAGGGGUUCUGGAGUUGGAAAGAAGCCCCAAAAAUCAUUCAAAAGCAAGUCAAGGGACAGGUUGAAACUUUUUAAAAAUGCAAGAGAUUAAUGUGUCACAUAGUAACUGCAGGGACAGGUUGACCAUUUACUUAAACUUGAUGGUGCAAAGGACAAGUUGCAACUCUUCAAGGCUGAUUUAGUAGAAGAACAUUAUUUUGAAAUUGUUAUUCACGACUGUCAUGGGGUCUAUCAUAUUGUUUAACGGGCUCAUUUCAUUGUCGACAACACCUCAGGUGGUGAUAUUCAAUUUGGUGAUUUAAGUAAGGAAGAGUUAAAGAAACAUAUGGUAGAGGAGGAAGGCAGCUCACAUGAUUCUCAAACCACCAAAGAUUCUACAAGCUGGAAGAAUGAUGCUUAUUCAAAGGUUAAAGGACCUGAAAAGAGAUGACGAGUGUGUUGUCUUGGCAAGCUUCCCCGGCAUGCCAGUUCUAGCUCUAAUGCAGAUAAUAGAGUUGCAACAUUAGAGAAUUUGCUUGGAAAUCUAGUUUCUGUUAUUCAAAUGCGGUUUUCUGAAGAUCCAGAAGUUAACGAGGUCUUACGAGCUAUAGCUGAAGAGGUUUGAUUUUGUGUCACUCAAUUUAGAUUCAAAUAUAUGAAAGUGAAGAUACACGACCUUUCAAAAUUGUAGAUACAUGAAAGCUAGUGCUUCUGUUGAAUCCUCUUGAAUAUUUUACUUGGUCAUUGAUUAGAUUCAUACAAAAUAGUGGUCUUUCUAGUUAUACUUAUUCAAACAGAAAAUAAGAAAAUGUAGCUGAAAUUCUUUGUUACUAUAUUGA